UUCAUCUCCAACUCCUCUUCUCUAACAUCACACCAACUCCCCCUCUUCUUCUACCACCUUACCAUACUCUCAAUCUAUACCACAAUUUAUCCACCCUCAUCCACCAAACACACCACGCCACAUCCUAAGAACUCCCCCAAAACAAUACCCCCCAAAAUGUCCCUCCCCAAUCACCCCUCCUCCUCCAAAACCCUAACACUCAGCCAACCUCACCCCUCCAUCCUCCUCGUGACUAUAUCCCGCCCAACCGCCCUAAACAGCAUCUCAUCCGCCGGCCACCAAGAACUCCACGCUAUCUGGACCUGGAUGGACGAACAGCCCUCCAUCCGAGUCGGGAUAUUAACCGGUGCGGGUAGAGCUUUUUGCGCCGGCGCGGAUUUAAAAGAAUGGAACAACACCGUCCAAGGAACAUCCACCUCCCAAAAAGAAACCCCCAACAUGCCCCCCUCCGGCUUCGGCGGCCUCUCCCGCCGCAGCGGCAAAAAGCCCAUAAUCUGCGCUGUGAAUGGACUCUGUCUGGGUGGUGGAUGCGAGAUGGUUCUCAAUGCGGACUUGGUGAUUGCCGCCGAAAAGGCGUAUUUCGGAUUACCCGAGGUGCAGCGCGGCGUGGUGGCGUGGGCGGGAGCGUUGCCGCGGUUGGUGCGGACGGUGGGACGGCAACGGGCGAUGGAGAUGGCGUUGACGGGCCGGCGAGUGGGUGCAGCGGAAGCGUUGCAAUGGGGGUUCGUGAAUGAGGUGGUGCCGGCGGAGGGGGAUGUGGUGAAGCGCGCGGUGGAGGUGGCGGCGCAGAUUGCGGCGAAUAGUCCGGAUGCGGUGAUUGUAAGUCGCGAGGGUGUCAAGCUGGGAUGGGAAGGCUUGGGAGCGGAGGAGGCAUCGAGCCGCCUGAUUGAGGAGUGGUCGGGGCGGUUAAAUGCGGGUGACAAUAUCCAGGAGGGCCUGCGUGCGUUCGUGGAGAAACGGAAGCCUCGGUGGGUGGAUAGUAAGUUGUGAUCUAUUCUACGUUGCGCCUACGAGAUACCAGUGCAGUUCAUGUUAUGAAGUCAUGUAUUCCUUGGUCCUAGCUGCCUG
This is a messenger RNA of Aspergillus ibericus CBS 121593, 1068 nucleotides long. Its product is annotated as enoyl-CoA hydratase/isomerase family protein. The coding region runs from base 157 to 990 and encodes 277 amino acids. Gene Ontology annotation, molecular function: enoyl-CoA hydratase activity. The transcript is spliced from 2 exons. Lineage: Eukaryota; Fungi; Ascomycota; Eurotiomycetes; Eurotiales; Aspergillaceae. Gene Ontology annotation, biological process: fatty acid beta-oxidation. Gene Ontology annotation, cellular component: mitochondrion. The record is from RefSeq and is a predicted model, not a curated record.